GCCGAGGCGGCAACCACAGCAGCGACGACUCCCUCGGCCACGACGACAACGGGCUGAACGAACGCGGGAUGAUGAACGGGACGACGAUGAACGGGACGACGAUGAACGGGCCCAAACAGUCCAACGCGGGCCACUCCUCGGGCAACCUGAGCAACGAGCCGGACGCGGAGACUCGCCUGUCGGACGACUUUCGCAUGUACGAGUUCAAGGUUCGGCGGUGCUCUCGAACCCGCGCGCACGACUGGACCGAGUGCCCCUUCACCCACCCCGGCGAGAAGGCGAGGCGGCGGGACCCGCGGCGGUUCAACUACUGCGGCACGGCGUGCCCCGAGUUUCGGAAAGGGUCGUGCCCGCGGGGGGACGCCUGCGAGUUCGCGCACGGCGUCUUCGAGUGCUGGCUCCACCCCAGCCGGUACAGGACGCAGCUGUGCAAGGAUGGUUUGCAGUGCGCCCGGCGAGCGUGCUUCUUCGCGCACGCGUCGCACCAGCUGAGACCGCCGACGGAUGCGUUUGGCAACGUGCUCGCGGGGAUGGCCGGCGGCGGUAACAGGUCUGGAGUCGUCGAGGGCAUGAGCGGCGGGCACGGCGGCGCGUCUUACUGCCAGACGGUGCCCGUCCCCGGCGUGCACGUCAGCUCGGGCGGCGGGCUCGGAUAUUCCGGGCACGGCUCUGGGAACGGCUCCGGCUCGGGCUCCGGGAACGGCAGCUCGGGCGGGAGCGGCGGGAGCAACUCCCCGGGGGGUUCGCCCAGGGAUGGACUCGGCGGAGUUGGCGGCGGCGGGCGGAGCGCGAGGGGCUCCGACGACGGCAACGGCAACACCGGGAGCAGCGGCAACACCGCCGCCGCCGCGGGCUUCAACGCCUUUGGCAACGGCGGCCGCGACGGCUCUGGCGCCGGCUCUGGGACGUUUGAGCCGCCCAACGCCGUCGCGCCGGCUCCGCCGCCCCCGGCCAAGCCGCAGUGGGUGCCCACCGUGGAUCACAACGGGGACGUGCACCUCAACGGGGCUGGGAUCAAGGGUCCCAACGCGCCGGGGUCGCCCGGCCCACCGCGGGUCUCGUCCUUUCAGCACCUCGGCAUGAUCGAGGGGGUGCUGGGCGACGACCAAUUCUACGGGGCGUGAGUGUCGUUGACUGUCGGCGUGAAACCACACGCCAAAACGCACGCGCGCCUCUGCACAUAUGCACACACAUAUGCUGCUGCUGUACAUGGGGGUUACGAGGGCGGUGCGGUGCCGUUCCUCGAGUACAUAAUCACAUUGUUUGUGUGCUCGCCAAAGCUGCUGCGAGGUCGAAAUUGGAAUUCGACCUACAGGCGACGUUGACCUUAUUAAACAUGUUGACACCAUGCCAUCAUGGACGAUCUUAUUUGCACAUUGCCAUCAUUCUUUUCUUUU
Micromonas commoda is the source of this 1397-nucleotide messenger RNA. RefSeq lists its product with no specific name. Gene Ontology annotation, molecular function: metal ion binding. The transcript is spliced from 2 exons. Bases 69 to 1124 code for a protein of 351 amino acids. The record is from RefSeq and is a predicted model, not a curated record. NCBI's taxonomy places the organism in Eukaryota, Viridiplantae, Chlorophyta, Mamiellophyceae, Mamiellales, Mamiellaceae.